AAAAACGGCUGCUGCCUACUUACUUGUGUUAGCAUGCUGCCAUUGCUCUCGCAGGCCAUCGUAUCGCCCAGAUCCACUUCGAACAAUCGACCACAACAGAGCUCGCCACGGUCAACCCUGCCAUACUUAGCCCUCCAUGGGCUGCCAUCUCCCCGCCCCCUUCCAAAACUACACAUGAAGCCCCAGCUUGAUCCAGACUUUGUGCCCAUGACAAAAGGUCGCAAAGGUCCGAAAUCAGAUCGAUUUGUUGUGAACAUGGACGACUGCCACACGCCUGAGCUGGUGGUACAAGGGUUUACGACGAUGUUGGCUGACAUCCGAGCGAGUUUUGCACGUAUCGACGCCACGACUGCUAUUUUUCGCGCAGAGAUGGAUGAAGCGAACGAUGUGGUCCAAUACAUUUGCGAUGUUCGUGAGGCGGCGAACAACCAAUUCGACGACUUGGCCACAAGCAGCGCCGUGACCAUUCAACGUGUGCAUCGAGGCAACACCGGUCGAAGGCAAUGUCUGAGGAAGCGCCAAGCAUCGGCUGCAAUUCAAGUGCAGCGUAUCUUCCGAGGUCGACUCGCUCGACGGGCGUACGUGACCAAGAAGCUGCAUUCUACCGUCGCGAAUACGGUGCUAGGGCUGCGGGCGAUGCACAAUUUACACCAGGACGACAAACUCCUCCAACUCGACGACGCUCAGACCGGCGAUCGCGCCGCCACGUUGCUGCGGAUGCUCAAAGCAUCCAUCACGAUUCAAUCGCGGUGGCGGGUCGCGUACAACAAGGUCCGAGGCAACGUCAGCGACAUCCAGACCGUCCAAGCUCGUGCCGGCCGGCUGAACCGACUGCUUGUGCGUGUGGCGUGGCAGGUGGCCACGACCAUCGGCAUCCUCCGGUAUUGGCGCAAGGCCACGGCACUCAACCUGCUCAGUAAGCCCGCGGCGCUGCUUCGCCAACAACUCCACCGCCGCCGAAGCUCGAUCGAGAUAGCCGCCAACGCGAUGAUCGCCGCUCGGCUGAGAUUUGCGGCGAUCGCCGAGGCGGCCCCCCGCCAUGCGGAGCAGCACGCAGAACACGUGAUUGAGAAUGUGUCGUUCUUUGCCCAGCCCCCCAAGGCGUGGUAUACCCGUCACGCAGGAUCCGACAGCGUGGUCAAGUCCACUACCUCGUCGCACUCUACGGCGAGCCUCCCCCCACCCCCGCCGCCGCCAUCGUUUGCAUCCCCCAAGGCCCAUUCCAAGACCAAUGUGGUGCUUCUCGGCAAUAACAAAGCCAGGUCGUCGUCCCUCCCGCUCACAAACACGCAGCGAGACACGUCGCGUUUUGGCAUUGUGCCCAAUGUUGUUGCCACCACCACCGAAGUUACGCGGGCAUAUCAAGCGGUCCACAGCUCGGUAGCCCCCCGUCCCGGCCACGUCAAAGUAUCACCGACAAAGGUGUCGAAUGUAAAACUGUCCCCUGAUUCCAUGCGCCAACGACAAGGUACUAAAAGUAGCAACGACGGUAUAGACACUGGAGACCUACUGAAUGAUGAAUUGAAACAUGCCAUAUAUGUGUACGCUGACCACCCUGUACGACCAUGAUGUGUGUGUAUCAUGUAGCUACGUACGAUGCAAAGCGAAAAGCCAACGACAGCAGGGCGGGAGCUACGAAAGACAUUACGGCCGCCAUGGGCAAGGCGGCGUACCAAGAGGCAGGAAUGCGUCGAACGAUGGACCGCCAACGGCAAUUAAAAGUCAAAGUCGAACAGAGAAAGCAUCGACGGGUGCGCCAUCGAUUCAUAUCGGUAUAUGGAGGAAGCUUCAAACAUCAUUUGGUUGUAAUGACGUUGAGUUCUCUGAACCGUGUUGGGAAUGUAAUGCAUUCGGCAGGCAAAACACAAGCAAACGACGUCACUGGUCAAGCUGAACCUGGCGCGAGCCCAAGGAAUGGCGACAACCUCCACCGCCAACCACGAGAACCCGUCAAAGCCACUGGAUGCCACCCCGAGUUGCCACUUGGAGAGUUCGACUGGGAGAAGGAUCGUGGCCGAUGCCAUCAACUCCGCCAUGCAAAAUGUCUUGGCAUGCUUGAGAUGACCUUAAUGUACAUGAAAUACACACUUGAAAAAACAAAG
Aphanomyces astaci is the source of this 2102-nucleotide messenger RNA. RefSeq lists its product as hypothetical. Gene Ontology annotation, molecular function: protein binding. The coding region runs from base 34 to 1569 and encodes 511 amino acids. Lineage: Eukaryota; Oomycota; Saprolegniomycetes; Saprolegniales; Verrucalvaceae. The record is from RefSeq and is a predicted model, not a curated record. The transcript is spliced from 9 exons.